Drosophila willistoni is the source of this 3348-nucleotide messenger RNA. RefSeq lists its product as uncharacterized. The transcript is spliced from 8 exons. The record is from RefSeq and is a predicted model, not a curated record. Bases 420 to 2993 code for a protein of 857 amino acids. NCBI's taxonomy places the organism in Eukaryota, Metazoa, Arthropoda, Insecta, Diptera, Drosophilidae.
AUAACUAAAAAAAUAAUAGAAACCUUGGAAUAUAAAUAGAUGAAGAGAUAAAUCCAAAUUUGAAGGAAAAGCUUUCACAAGGAUUUUAUUGAUUUUUCCUUAACAAUUGGCCAAGACACAAAAAAGAGAGAGAGCAAGCGCAUUCACGCUCUCCUUCACUCUCUCAGUGUCGGCUUGCUUUUGCCAUUUUUGUUUUGCUAUUCACAUUCAUAACCAAAUCGGCAAAAAAUUAUCAAUUGGUUUCGUUUAAUAAAAUAAGAAAAAAAAAACAAAAACAUAUCACACAAUAAAAUGCGUAAACGCAAUUUCUAUUACUAAAUAGGCGUAAACCGGCAAAUUAAAUUCAAAAAAUCCGCCCCAUUAAUUCCAAAAGUGUGCCAUAUUAAUCUACAUCCAAUCCCCCUUCCCCACACCGCGUCAUGCUGAACAGUCGGAGCCCCCCACAAUAUAAGAAACUAGCAACGGGGGGCUCCGCUAGCUCGGUCAAUGCCAAUUGCAACAACAGCAGUAGCAGCAGUUCCUCAUCGCCUUUGUUGUUGAGUCAUUAUCAGCCAGCAUACGGUCAUCAGAGUCAAGGCCAUUCCCACGCCUGUUAUCAUCAUCAGCAACAGCAGCAGCAACAGCAGCAGCAUCAUCAGUCGGUCCAUUCAUCGCAUCAUAGCAGUCGCACAUCUCUGACACCCACAAUGAAGCGCAGCAAGAAACACUGGGGCACCAGGGAGCGAUCCGGCAUGAGUUUCCUAAUAGUUAUCGCAUUUUUUGCCGUCUUUGGAUUGAUCAUAUUGACAGAGGUUUUUAUGAUCGACGAGCGUACACACGGUGGCAUGCUGGCCAUGCGAGCGGGCGGCGGUGGUGGAGCUAGUCUGGGAGGGCGACUGGGUGACUCGAUGCCGGAUUAUGAUAAUGUUAAGGACGAUUACGAUCUAUUAGAUGACAGCAUUUUGAGUGAUAGUAAAUUAGGUUUUAUACAAUUCCACGACAAUAAAAUAAAAAUUCAAGAAGCCGCAGGUGCUGAUGGACAACGCUAUGCCGGCAUGCUGCUCAAUGGAGCUGCUGGCGGAGGAGGUGGCGGAGGAGGUAGUGCUGGUGCAUUUGGUGUGAAUGUCCCAUUGAUACCCUGGGGCCAGUUGCUGCCUGAUAAGGUGGAGGAGACAUUGCCGCAUUUUCCAUUUGGCACGGCGCCCAGUGAUGGCGCCUGGCAGGUUGUCAAUGGCACUCGCUUCAAAUUCUUUGUCUAUUCCGCCUAUUUUGAUCGGCGUGAUGGUGCACGACUUGUACGUGUUGUUGGCGCAACAAAAACACGUGGACCAGAGCGUGUCUGGUGUAGAUUUUGGUAUGCUCCCAACAAUGGCAAUAAUACUGAAUCAGCAACAACUCGCGGCAAAUAUACAUCGGCAACGGUCAUGGCUAGAGUUAAGAUUAUACGCGAAAAUUGGAAUCUCAAGUACAGCGCUUGUUUUAUUCUAUGUCCAGUUCGGGCACCAUCUCCUGUUCCUCAAUAUGUGAGUGUUGUCUCACGACUUCGAGCGCCGCCUGGCAAUCUGCUUACUCUACGUAAUACCGAUCAGGACAUAGACUUUGCAGUACCUGUACGUAGUAAUAGCAGCGGACGGACUCGCAAGCGAAAGCCACAACCACCACCCAGAGAAGAGAAUAUACCCGAUCGCAUAGCUGUCUGUGUGAAACCAUUUCAUUUCAAUUACGAUCAGGCUUUGUAUCUGAUGGAGUAUUUGGAAUUCUAUGCCCUUCUGGGUGUAUCGCAUUUCACCUUUUACAAUCACACACUGGGGCCACAUGCCUCCUGUGUGCUACAGAGUUACCAGCAGGGUCUGGUGCCCGGCAAUCUCACAGCUUAUGACUUUGCGCCACUACUUCCAUCGGAAGUGGCAAAAAAUGCCACUCCACGGGCAGUUAAAUCUGAUCACUAUCAGUUGCCCACAGUUAGUAUUUUACCUUGGAAUCUACGGAUGCGAAGUCAAAAGGAAAUACGCACUGAGGGACUAUUUGCGGCAUUAAACGAUUGCCUAUAUCGCACAAUGUAUCGGUAUAAAUAUUUGGCUCUGGUUGAUCUGGAUGAAUUCAUUGUGCCACGUUACACUGAUACGCUAAAUGGACUAAUAAGUUCAUUGAAUCAACGUUUUCGCAAUCGCAAUAUUGGAGCUUAUUCAUUCCAGAAUGCUUUCUACUAUCUACAAUUUGCUGAUGAUGCUUUGGCUAGCUCUGGUGUAAGCGGAGGGAAUGAUCAGUUGAAUAGUGUAAGAGCAUCCCUGGUGACACAGCGGAAAACACGAAGGCGCUACAAACUUCAUCCACAAAAACAGCGUUCAAAAUACAUAUGCAAACCAGAGUCUGUUGUUGAGGCCGGCAAUCAUUUUGUGUGGGAAUUCGCUCCUGGUAAAGGAUCCUUAAAUGUGCCACCUACGGAAGCCAUAUUGCAGCAUUACAGGGUAUGCGAAUUCGGCGGUAACGAUUGCAUAAAGGCUCCGUCCGUUGUGGAUCGUAACAGUAUUAGGUAUGUAAAUCGCUUGGUCCAACGUGUCGAUGCUGUUUAUCGGCAUCUUCGACAACGUUGUGAUCUUCCGGCUUUGCCGGCAUUGCCAAAACCAAAACUUUCUCAAGCGCAAACCGAGAGGCAGAACAACGAAAAACCAAAGUUACUACAGAAAAUGCGUGAAUUGAAUGAAAAGGAUACAAAGAAAAUGGACACAACGACAAUGUCGAAGACAACAACGAAACGUACAGUGGUAAAAAAGAAUGUCCCUAUUGCAACUGUUAGCACCCUUGGCAGCACAACUAGCACCACAACUACCACGACAACCACAACCACCACCAGCGCCACAACACCCACAACAAGUCCAGUGAAUCCGUCAAAGAAAACACCACCAGCACCACCACCGCCGCCCCCGCCGGCCAAUGUAAGAAAAAAACGUAAACUAAUUGUAUUUGAAUUGAAUGAUUUUGGUGAUCCUGUGGCUCGAGUGGAAUAUCAAUGAGUAAGCGAAUUGAUUGGCGAUAUUUAAUUGAAUAUAAUCAGUUUUUUGGGUUGUGCUUCGGAGCGGUUGUUUACAAAGUAUUGUAUUUAUAUAAUUAUAGUAAAUUAUCGUAAGUUUGCUCAAUGUAUCAUAUCACUUUGAUAUAUGCACUUGCAUUUUAUAAUUUGCUCACAAUUAUAUAAUAUUGAUAUAUCCUAUUAAUGCCUAAAAGUAGUCCAUACUUUUGUCUCAUUUUUUUAACACAUCAUUUUUCUGGGCACAAUAUCAGAAACUUAAAAUAAAUAUUAUCGAACUUUUUGGCCAAACAUUUUUUGGUAAUCCUAAGAACAACAAAUAUUAAUUCCUACAACAAAAU